Molecule: messenger RNA, 3849 nt
Organism: Rhopilema esculentum
Lineage: Eukaryota; Metazoa; Cnidaria; Scyphozoa; Rhizostomeae; Rhizostomatidae
Product: kelch-like protein 28
Molecular function (GO): protein binding
Source: RefSeq, a predicted model, not a curated record
UUACGGUACUGUUGUUGCGGCAUGGCUGGGGUACAGAAACAAAGAAAUCUUAGCUGAAAGUUAUUUUGUAAAAAGUUAUCAUUAUUCGCGGAGAAUCAAUAUGGUUUUAAGUAGAAGAACAUUUCAAAUAUCCAGUCAUGCUUUUGACUGCUUCAAAGUGAUGGAACAAUUGCAGAGGACGCGGGAUUUGUGCGACGUAACAUUGAUAGUGGAAGGACGAGAGUUUCAUGCACACAGGAUAAUCUUGGCUGGGGUUAGUCCGUACCUUAGGGCUAUGUUUACAAAUGGGAUGUUAGAAAGUGGUCAGAGGAAAGUAGAAAUCGGUGGAAUCGAUGCGAGGACUAUGGAAGAUUUGAUCCAAUUCGCAUACACAGGCUCAAUCGACGUUUCAAUCGAUAACGUUCAGCAUCUUCUCGCCGGGGCCAGCAUGUUGAAUAUAUCACCUCUGAGAAACGCGUGCUCGAAUUUUUUGAAAAGCCAGCUAGACUCAGGAAAUUGUAUCGGUAUACGGCAAUUCGCAGACUUAUAUUCUUGUGUAGAGUUAGAGCUGGCUGCGCGAGAAUUCAUCAACCAAAAUUUUAUGGAAGUUAGAAAAAGUGACGAGUUUUUGCAACUUACUUUUAGGAAAUUGAUUGAAUUGCUGAAAAGUGAUAAGUUACAAGUAAGAUCCGAGGAAGACAUUUACGUUGCCUUUGAAAUGUGGAUUUACGAAGACUACGAGAGUCGUAAGGAUUACAUCCCUGAAGUUCUAGAAUGCAUAAGGUUUCCUCAACUCUCCUUGGAAUUUCUUGAAUCAAAAGUAUUUUCAUCUCAUUAUAUAAAAAAUAACACAAGAUGUCAGUUGAUUUUAGCGAAAGUUAUGAACGAAAGGCCUGAGAAUCUGCCAAAAUAUUUAACUCGAAAACGAGCUUUGCCUCCAUCAGUUUACGCGAUUGGCGGAAGGAACAGUGUAGAGUGUCAGCUGAACACAUUGGAGCGAUACGACAUUUACGAAGAUGAAUGGUUGAUUGAGCCAAGUAUGAAUUCUGCACGCACAGCUGUUGGUGCGGCUUCGCUAAAUGGUUUGCUUUAUACUGUAGGUGGUGAAUGUGCUGUAAAUAAUCCUCAUGAAGAUACAAUGUACCUUGGAGUUGUAGAGUGUUUUGACCCAAUUAAAAGAAAAUGGUUUAGAGUAGCUGAUAUUGGUAUUCAGAGAUCUUUUGUGUCUGUUGCUGUUUGCAAUGGAAAUUUGUAUGCUGUUGGAGGAGAAGACCGCUCUUGUAGCUACAAUGCAGUCGAGAAAUUUGAUUCUUUAAGAAACAAAUGGCAGCCGGUCAGAGGAAUGAAGCGCAAAAGAUCAGGGGCUGGGGUUGCUGUUGCUGAUGGCUUUAUAUAUGCUGCUGGUGGCUAUGACCGUGGAAUGCAUUGCGACAGAGCCUCAGUUGAGCGAUAUGAUCCAGACAGAGAUGAAUGGUGCUUUGUGGCAGAAUUGGAAAAAGCAAGAUCUGGUUUGGUUUUAGUUUCAGUCAACGGAUAUGUAUACGCAGUUGGUGGUCGGAACCGAAGUACAGAUCAUUACUUUUCUCUUUGUGAAAGAUAUAAUCCUGUCACUGAUCAAUGGACUGUAGUAUCAGCCAUGAUAACUCCACGUGCUUGGCCUGCUGCUGGCGUUCUAAACAACAAGAUAGUUAUGUUAGGGGGGUUUGAUGGUGCAAAUCGGCUGAGUAGCGUUGAAAUUUACGAUCCGGAAGAAGACCGUUGGAGACAUGUCAGUCAUAUGAAUAUUUGCAGAGCUGGUUGUGGAGGAGCUGUCAUGUGACUUUCUUACCAACAGCUGCGUGAUAAUUUUGAAAUCUCUAAGGUGUGUACAUAUUCCAAUUAAGUGGGUCGAUUUUUAUUAUUGAUGUGGUCCUUUUGUCACGAUUUUUACUGUUCCUUUCUCUAACAGAUAAACAAAGAGCUAAUACUUUACUUUGAUGAUUCUUUUGGCGGUUGAAUUUUUAUCUUGUUGAGGUUAUUAAAUUUCGUAUUUUAUUGCUCAUUUGUUUUAGACUAAAUUUGUGGUUUGCAUGUUUUAGACUGGGUUCCAAAAUUGGUCGCCCCAUCCAACAUGAUAUUCCUAGCAUGCACUCAUUUCUAAAAAAAGAAAAAUUCGCAGUGGUGGCAACUUUAUAAUUGAAAAAACUUCCUUCACAUAGUUUAAAACCCUGUUUACAUGAGAUACUUAAUGAUCCGAUCCCAGGCGUUUACACGGGAUCCGAUACAGAUGAGAUCUAAAGACACACGCAUGCGCUUUUCAGAAAACUGGUGUGUGUCCGACGUUUUUCAUGAAAACUGAGAUUGAAACAACAGUCCAAACUAAAUGGAGAGGAAAGCAACUCACAAUCCAACCUGAAAGAGCUGUCACAAAAGACAGACUCACAGCGAAAUUUAAAAAUAUAAAACAUGCUCUAAACAUAUUUUGAAGACUUUUGGAUUCAUCUUAUCGUACAAAUAUUUCAACACAGUAGUAAGUCAACUUCGUGUUUAGUUUUCUGACGCCAAGCUGACGGAAUACAUGUAUUCAGAGUACUUCGAAUUGACUAUUAUUCUGUCUCACUUUCGCAUAAAACGUAAACGGAUCCGAUCUAGACCAGAUCCAACCGUUUAUACGGGAUCCAGUCCAGGUCGGAUCCAUACUGUUCGGAUAGCGGAUCAAAAUGUAUACGGAUCCACCAGUUCCCGUGUAAACACAAGGCCUACGCGCACUCUUUUGAAUCCAAUCCGGAUCGGAUCCAUACUGGAUCACCUCUGAAGGCGAUCCCAAAGUGUUCGGAUAGCGGAUCAAAAUGUAUACGGAUCCACCAGUUCCCGUGUAAACACAAGGCCUACGCGCACUCUUUUGAAUCCAAUCCGGAUCGGAUCCCUUCUCGUGUAAACUUGGUCUUAGUGUCCAUUUCAACUUAAGAUGCUAAAAUCAGACAAAACUCGUUAAAUCACUAAGGCUGGUUUGUUUUACGUGGUUUUUUUGCCCAAAUUAUGCGGAUAUUUUUAUCUAUGAUACCUUAGUGGUUUUAAACCAAAGUAUCUUAGUGGUUUUAAACCAGGACUGAGAGUUUCUUUUCUGCACAACAGCCUUAAUACCGAUGUGAAAUUUUGUUGCUGAAAAUGAGUGAGUUAAAUUGAACUAGGACAAUCCGAGCCAUCCAUCCCAAGUGUUCGCCACGUCUUUGUCAGCGUGCAUCAUGGUUCCCCAAACGUUCUUCAAGACACCCCAAGCAUUCUUUGAGCUUCUCGUAAUGUUGGCCAAGCCAACUUAACCAUUUGCCGAGCGAGACGCCCUAAGCGUUUGCCAAGUCGCCCCAAGCGCCAGUCGGGCUACCGAACUAAAGGGCUCACCAAGCUGCCUGUAGUUAGACAAACCAAGCGUUUUCCCUGCAUGGCGAUGCCUCUACUCUUGUCGUGUAAGUUAGGUCUGUAAUUCCUGUAGUACCAAUUAGCAUGAACCAAUUAGCAUGAAACACAUACAAACUUGAAACUCAAACAUAGGCUUCGGUAUAUUCAGGCUAAUUUAAGGUCUAAAUCCAAAUAGUAUCUGGCAUAAUCACCCUUUUUUGAAAAGCUCCCUUCCACCCUAACCGGGUUCUUGAUAUCCCUAACCCCUUGAGUUCUUACUUCUUAGUUAGAGAAAGAUAGAAAAAUUUUAGAUAUGGGUAUAUAUGGUUAACUAACGCAAACUUUAAAUUGUUGUAUCUUUGUGUGUUGACUUGAUGUUUGUUGUUUCGUACCAGAAAAAUUAAUGUAGGUUUGUAAAUAAGAGUUAUUUAUAACAUGAGACAUAUUAAGCAGCAGAGGAUUUUAGAUGCAGAAAAAAGGUUGUUUUGGUUUAAA